AUGGGAGGCAGAUGCAUCAAUGUUUUCCAUGUGACAAUUGGAUUCUUGCUAGAUAUAGAGGACGAGGACCUGUUUAUCCAGUGUGAGACAUUUGAGGAGUCCAAGGCCGAAGACGACGAGGAAUUGUUAAAGAUAUGCGAUGGGAUUGACAUGAACAAUCACCAAGAGGUCUUUUCGUGUCUUUUCAAUAAAGUGAGCAGCUCUCCAGUCGCCAUCCAACUGCUGUCCAUUCUCCAGACCCUUUUGCAUUUGGAACCUUCUCAUCACUCCAACCUGUUGUUGUGGGAAUCUUUGGAAAUCUUAGCGAACAGAGCCAUUUUGCUUGCCAAUGACAUCCAAGGGAACAGCAUUGAAGAAGUCCUGGAGAGACUGUUAUCCAUAAAGAAGUGCCCAAACCAACGAAACUUAGAGCAAAAGCGAUCAGCUGAGAGAGUGAGCAAAAGCACUCAGACCGACACAGAUUUCGGGGAGUCCCUGAGUGCAGCUCAGAGCUCUACUAUGACAGCCUUCCCUCCAGCGGCAGCAGCACGUUCACCGGGGCCACCAGGAGCCACAGAGAAUGUCUCACCCUCCCAGCUAGCAGCCUGCUCCACUUCACCAGGGCAGUGCAUAUCCCCGCCUAGUGCUGCUCCUCCUCCUCCUCCCCCACCACCACUGCCCGGCAUGGCAGCUGUGCCAGCCCCUCCUCCCCCACCACCACUGCCCGGCAUGGCAGCUGUGCCAGCCCCUCCUUCCCCACCACCACUGCCCGGCAUGGCAGCUGUGCCAGCCCCUCCUCCCCCACCACCACUGCCCGGCAUGGCAGCUGUGCCAGCUCCUCCUCCCCCACCACCACUGCCCGGCAUGGCAGCUGUGCCAGCUCCUCCUCCCCCACCACCACUGCCCGGCAUGGCAGCUGUGCCAGCCCCUCCUUCCCCACCACCACUGCCCGGCAUGGCAGCUGUGCCAGCUCCUCCUCCCCCACCACCACUGCCCGGCAUGCCUCCGCCUCCUCCCCCACUGCCCGGCCUGGGAGGUAUGCCUCCACCGCCUCCCCCAUUGCCCGGCCUGGGAGGUAUGCCUCCACCGCCUCCCCCAUUGCCCGGCCUGGGAGGUAUGCCUCCACCGCCUCCCCCAUUGCCCGGCCUGGGAGGUAUGCCUCCACCUCCUCCCCCACUGCCCGGCCUCGAGGGCAUGCCACCCCCUCCCCCUCCAGAAGGCAAUGUGGAGGAAGUAGUGGUUGCCCACAUUGACUAUGCUUUGGGCUACGCCAGGCCUUUCCCCAAGAAGGUGAAGACUCCGACCCUGAGAAUGAAGAAACUCAACUGGCAGAAGCUGCCCUCCAAUGUGGUGCGAGAAAGUCGCUCCAUGUGGGCAUCAGUGAGCAGCGGCAGCGAUGAAACUAUAGAGCCUGAUUACAUGAGCAUUGAGCAGCUAUUUUGUUUUCCGCAAACAAAGCCCAAAGAGAAAGCGGCUACCCCAGUGAAAGUGGAACCAAAGGAGAUCACGUUCUUAGACUCCAAGAAGAGUCUCAAUCUGAACAUAUUUUUGAAGCAGUUUAAAUGCUCAAAUGAAGAAGUAGUUGACAUGAUUCAAAAAGGGGACAGGACCAAGUUUGAUGUGGAGGUUCUGAAGCAGUUACUGAAGCUGCUACCUGAAAAGCAUGAGAAAGAAAACCUGAAAGCCUUCAAGGAAGAAAAAGCCAAGUUAGCAAGUGCAGAUCAAUUUUAUCUUCUCCUCCUCAGGGUUCCCAGCUACCAGCUGCGGAUUGAGUGUAUGCUGUCAUGUGAAGAGACCAGCGUCAUGUUAGAUAUGCUACAGCCAAAAGCAGAAGCGAUCAGGAAAGCCUGUGAAGAUCUUCUUACGACCCAUCGCCUGCCAGUUUUUUGUCAACUGAUUCUCAAAGUUGGAAACUUUCUUAACUAUGGAAGUCACACUGGAGAUGCCGAUGGCUUUAAAAUUAGCACUUUACUCAAACUAACUGAAACCAAAGCAAACCAAACCCGUAUUACUCUGCUCCACCAUAUUCUGGAGGAAGUAGAGAAAAGUCACACAGACCUCCUGCAGCUUCCCAAGGACCUUGAAUAUGUCUCAAAGGCAGCCGGAAUUAACCUUGAAAUCAUACGCGCGGAAUCCAGUUCCAAUUUAAAGAAGCUGCUGGAACUUGAACGAAAGGUUUUGUCCUCGAAAGACGACGUGAAAGCCCAGUAUGAGACGCCCAUCCAGGACAGCAUAAAUGCAUCAAAGAAGUUGGAGGAGGAGUUUGAAAUCAUUGAAACGAAGAAGGGGGAACUUGCAAAUUAUCUCUGUGAAGAUGCAAACAAGUUGUCAUUAGAAGAUAUAUUUAGCACCAUGAAAACCUUCAGGGAUCUCUUCAUUAGAGCACUAAAGGUUUGCAUUUGUGAAUAUUAUGUAGAAAACAAAGACCGGAAGGAACAAGCUGCAAAGGCAGAAAAAAGGAAGAAACAGUUGGAAGUGGAAGAGGCUAAGAGACAAAAGGGAGACAACGGGAAGAUCAUUAAGAAAGGGGCCGUGAAGCAGGAGGAGGUGUGCGUUAUUGAUGCCCUGCUGGCCGACAUAAGAAAAGGUUUCCAGUUGCGAAAAACAGCUAAGAACAAGAGUGAGCCAAACGCUGCUCCUAAAGCCUCACCUGCCGAAACGCUGAAGGAGAGAGAGCCUGGAAAGAGCGUUGAUGCUUCAGAAGCAGCAGCAGCGAAGGAAAGUGCCUAUGAGACCAAGCAAAAGGAUAGCAGUCAGCACACAGAAAACACUCCUGCCUCAGAAGCUGCUGCCAUUGCAAGGGCUACCGGUAAAGUUGUCAAAGAGGCACCAGCUUCCAACGAAGUGCUUCCUAAAGACGGAGCUGGAGGAAAUUCGCCACAACAGCCCUGUACUGACAGGAGCUUCCAACCUUCAGCUGAAGUUGAGGGAACCCAUCAGCCCAACAAUGGACUGAGUAUUCAGCAGAUCAACGGCUCAUGUAGCUUUCCAGAGAACGUGGAAUACAACCCCAUUGUGUUUGCGCCAUUGAACCCAGGAACAACUAUAAAGUUUGCAAGCAGCUCUUCAGGCAACUGCAUUGGUUUAGGAGAGGAACUGAAUGGCUCCAUCUCAGGAGAUAAAAACAGUGCGUUCGGACCCGCGCAGUUAGAAAGAGGCCCGGUGUCUAAUGAACAAAUGUCACAACCAAGUGAUGCAGUUGGGAACGAGGCUAAAACCAGAGUUGAACUAGCACGUGACGGUGCUGAAAUGACUCCAACCAAAGAGUCGAGUUCUCAGCAUACAGAGGUAAGGGAGACAGAGAAAGAAAAUGACCCUGCUGUGGACUCAUUGCUGGACACCUCUCAGGAGAAAUCCUUCUCAGAAGAGCCAGUGACUGAUUCUUCUUGCUCGGCAACAGUCCCUCCGGCGCAAGCACUUACUGACAAGGAAAGGCAAAGAGGGUCUGGGAAACGGAGAAAGAAUAGACGGCACAGCAAAAGCCAGUCAGGGCCCAGUCCUGCACCAGUGAAGUCAAUAGGAGUUUUACCAUCCUCAGGAAAAACACUGUUUAAUGCAGUUGUCCUUUAA
This is a messenger RNA of Mauremys reevesii (Reeves's turtle), 3549 nucleotides long. Its product is annotated as inverted formin-2-like. The transcript is spliced from 18 exons. The record is from RefSeq and is a predicted model, not a curated record. The coding region runs from base 1 to 3549 and encodes 1182 amino acids. Lineage: Eukaryota; Metazoa; Chordata; Testudines; Geoemydidae. Gene Ontology annotation, biological process: cellular component organization. Gene Ontology annotation, molecular function: actin binding.